Ipomoea nil (Japanese morning glory) is the source of this 1312-nucleotide messenger RNA. RefSeq names its product putative D-cysteine desulfhydrase 1, mitochondrial. Bases 36 to 1310 code for a protein of 424 amino acids. Gene Ontology annotation, molecular function: D-cysteine desulfhydrase activity. The transcript has 10 exons. The record is from RefSeq and is a predicted model, not a curated record. Lineage: Eukaryota; Viridiplantae; Streptophyta; Magnoliopsida; Solanales; Convolvulaceae.
GGAAGGAGCCAAUACGGUAGUUAAUUGUGCAAAAAAUGAUAACGAGCAGUUUGAGCAGCAACUGCAGCUGUGUGAUUUCGAGCACAAAAAAUACACAGCAAAAGCUGAGCAGCCAAAUUUGCUGCGAUUACUCUUCGGUAGCAAACACCAAGAAGAAGGCAGCAAUCAUGGAGGAUGCAUCAAACCCUUUCCAAUUUCUGACCAAGAAGCCUUAUCAGCCUCCUACUUGGGCUUCUUCUCUCAGCCCCGUCCCCUCUGACGUCUUUUCCCUCGGAAACUUUCCUACUCCAAUUCACAUAUGGAACUUGCCCAAUCUGCCUACAAACACCGAGGUCUGGUUGAAGCGUGAUGAUCUUUCAGGAAUGCAGUUGAGUGGUAACAAGGUGAGGAAACUGGAAUUCUUGAUGGCAGAUGCUGUGGCACAGGGAGCAGACUGCAUUAUCACUUUAGGCGGCAUUCAAAGUAAUCAUUGCCGUGCUACUGCUGUUGCUGCCAAGUAUUUGAACCUUGACUGUUAUCUUAUACUGCGAACUUCCAAGGUCCUUGUGGAUAAAGAUCCAGGAUUGACAGGGAAUCUCCUUGUUGAGCGCUUAGUUGGAGCUCACAUUGAUCUUGUUUCAAAAGAAGAAUAUGCAAAAGUUGGCAGUGUGGCUCUUGCUAACAUAUUGAAAGAAAAAUUGUUGCACGAAGGGAGAAAGCCCUAUGUCAUACCUGUUGGAGGAUCCAAUUCUUUAGGAACUUGGGGCUAUAUUGAAGCUAUUAGAGAGAUUGAACAGCAGCUUCAGGAUACCGCUUUUGAACAAAAAUUUGAUGACAUAGUAGUAGCAUGUGGCAGUGGGGGUACAAUUGCUGGAUUAUCUAUUGGAUCGUGGCUUAGUGGCUUGAAGGCAAAAGUUCAUGCACUCUGCGUUUGUGAUGAUCCUGAAUACUUUUACGAAUACGUUCAAGGGCUACUUGAUGGACUCAAUGCAGGGAUUAGCUCACAUGAUAUUGUCAGCAUCCAAAAUGCCAAAGGUCUUGGGUAUGCUAUGAACACUAGCGAGGAACUUAAAUUUGUGAAAGAAAUUGCUGAAACCACUGGUGUAAUUCUUGACCCUGUUUACAGCGGGAAAGCAGCAUAUGGGAUGAUGAAAGAUAUGACUGAGAAUCCAAAAAAAUGGGAAGGGAGAAAGAUUCUUUUUAUACAUACGGGUGGACUGCUGGGGUUAUUUGACAAAUCAGAGGAAAUGGCAUCACUGGUGGGGAAUUGGCGCAAAAUGGAUAUCCAUGAAUCUGUCCCUCGAAGGGAUGGCACUGGUAAAAUGUUCUAAUU